Zonotrichia leucophrys gambelii is the source of this 2648-nucleotide messenger RNA. It is a transcript of the gene PROM2, whose product is annotated as prominin 2. Gene Ontology annotation, molecular function: cholesterol binding. NCBI's taxonomy places the organism in Eukaryota, Metazoa, Chordata, Aves, Passeriformes, Passerellidae. The transcript has 23 exons. The record is from RefSeq and is a predicted model, not a curated record. The coding region runs from base 70 to 2556 and encodes 828 amino acids. Gene Ontology annotation, cellular component: cell surface; plasma membrane; prominosome.
AGCAGCAGCAGCAGCCGCGGCCGGCGAUCGCAGCGGAGCGAGCCCCCCGGCUCUGCGCUGGCCGGAGCCAUGCGGGCGGCCCCGCUGCUGCUGCUGCUGGCCGGGGCGAUGCUGCGGGGCGCGGGCAGCCAGCAGUGCCAGCCUGCCGGGCCCGGGGCAGUGCCGGUGCUGAGAUUCACCGACAGGCACGCCGAGAUCCGGGUGCCAGCGCUGCACCGCGUGCCCAGCUCGCUGGAUCCGCUCUAUGCCCUCGUCCGGCGCUGCCUGGACCUCAUCCAGCAGAACCCGCUGCCCACAGAGCUGCUCAGGACAGCCCUGAACGACCCCAGCUCGGUGAGGACAUCGCAGGUGGUGCAGUACGAGCUGGGCUACGUCGUGUGUGCCGCCGUGGCUCUGCUCUUCACCGUGGCCGUGCCGGUGGCCGGGAUGUGCUUCUGCUACUGCCGGAGCCGCCGGCGCUGCGGGGGCCGCCUCCGCGCCCACCGGCGCUCGCUGGGCUGCCGCCGCCGCUGCCUGCUGGCCUGCCUGUCCCUCACCUCCCUCGUCAUCCUGGUCAGCGUCACCUGCGCCUUUGUCACCAGCCAGAGGGUGAAGGGACAGAUGGAGCCGGGGCUGGGGGCUGUGCCCUCCACCCUGCGCACGCUGCGGCAGCACCUUGCCAACGUCCCCCAGGGCGUGCAGAUGGUGGUGGACAAGUUCGAGGUGCCCCGAAAGCAGAUCAGCUCCGACCUGGGUGGGCUCAGCCGGAGCGUGGGGCUCUCCAUCCAUUCACAGCUCCAGGCCAUGACCUACGCGGCGCUCGCCGACCUGCAGGACAGGGCCCGAGACCUCCAGAGCUCGCUGCACCAUUUGCAGACGGUGCACAGGACGGCGCGGGCGCUGGCGGCGGCGCGGGCCGAGCUGGAGCCGGCGCUGCGCGAGCGGAGGCGCCGCGUGGUCGCGCUCCUCGACGACCCGCGCUGCACCUCGUGCGCCAGCGUCCUGGGCAGGGCACAGGGCCUGCAGCUGGGUGCUGACUACGGCAAGGUGCCGUCGGUGGAGAAGGUGUUGAAGGCGCUGGCUGGUCUGCCCCGAAGUGACUUUGCAGAGAUGAUUCGCCAGGGCAAUGGCACCUUCAACUCCAUCCCGGAGCUGGCCGUGGAGAGGAUGGCGCAGGUCAUCCAGGAUCUGCGUGCCGACCUGGCCCGCACGGCGGAGAAGGUGCAGUCCAUCGCCGACGGCUUCCCCCUGCCCGACUACACGCGGCCGGCCGGCGAGGCGCUGGCGGAGGCGGAGCGGCGGAGCCGGCCGUACCUGCGGGAGGCGGAGCGCUUCGAGCGCUACAGGUGGAUCGCGGGCACGGUGCUGUGCUCCAUCAUCCUCCUCAUCCUCGCCUGCAACGUGACGGGCAUGGCCCUGGGGGCCUACGGCCUUUCCAAGCGGGAGGACCCCAGCGACUACGAGUGCCGAGGGGAAGCUGGCGCCAAGUUUCUCCUAGUCGGCGUGGGCUUGGCUUUCCUGUUCUCCUGGCUCCUCAUCCUCCUGGUUUUCGCCACCUUCCUGGUCGGGGGCAACAUCCAGACGCUGGUUUGCAGGAAUUGGGUCAACCAGGAGAUUUAUAAGUUCAUCGACACCCCGGGCAAUCUCCCUCCGUCCAUGAACCUCACGCGGCAGCUGAACCUCAGGAGGGACUCCAACCUCAGCUCGGCGUACAGGGAGUGCAAGAGCGGCGCGGGGCUCUGGGAGGUGCUGCAGCUCGACAGCUCCUACGACCUGGAUGAGCACCUGAGGACGCCCCAGUACACGGCUGACUUCCAAAAACGCCUGGGAGACUUCACGGCCGACCUGGGCGACGUGCGGCUGCUCCGCAGCGAGGGCAGGCAGGACCUGGAGACCUUCGCCCGCAGCGGGCUGGACGAGGUGGACUACGGGCGCUUCCAGGAGGAGAUGAAGAACCCCGUGGUGCAGACCAGCCUGCCCGGCUUGGCGAGGAACCUGGAGGGGCUGCAGAAGAUGCAGAGGAACAGCACGGUGGCCGGGCGGCUCGCAGCGGAGGCGAGGGCGCUGUGGCACAUGCAGAACUCCACGGUGCAGUCGCAGGAGGCUCUGGUGGCAAAGCUGGGGGAAAGCGUCCAGUUCCUCUCCCGUUUGGCGCCGCACCUCAAGGAGCGGGUGAGGAGGACUCUGGCCAGCACGGCCUCGGUGGAAGCCCGGCUGCCCCUGCAGGCCCAGCAGAUCCUGCGGCAGGAGCUCGGCUGCUUCACCAGGAAGGAGCUGCGCUAUUUCACCCAGUACCUCAACUGGGUCGGGCAGACGCUGAGGGAGGACGUGGCUUCGUGCCAGCCGCUGGCCACGGCGCUGGACAACGGGCGGGUGAUUCUGUGCGACCGCAUCGCCGAGCCCUGGAACGCCUUCUGGUUCAGCCUGGGCUGCUGCACCUUCUUCCUCAUCCCCAGCAUCAUCUUCGCCGUCAGGCUCACCAAACACUUCCGACCCAUCCGCAACCGCCUCAUCUCCACGGGGUCAGAGGAGACCUGUCCCUUCCACAUCCCCCGAGUCACAGCGCUCAAGCUCUAGGACGGGGCUCUGCCGGGUGCGGCGCCCCAGGAGCUGCCACAAACCCAAACCCAACCCCAAAGCAGCACAAACCCAAAGCACAAACCUGUGCC